AUGCUUGUCAUUGAGGAGCACAAGAUCACAUCACAACUCAAUGAUAGGUUGCAACAGACUUCAUCAACCAUUGACAACAUAAUCAAUGAGAUCAAGAGCAUCAACACAUUGUUCAAACAUACUUCAACAUGCAAGUUCGAUCGAGAUGUGACAGACACUGAUGAUGGCCACGAUUCCCUUUCCCUUGCUCAAUCAAUCACAUCGUGUACUUCACUCGAUCAGUUCAUGGAUCAAACAUUCCCAACAACAGCCACAUCAACAUCCAAUGGCUCUGAGAUCACAAUCACAGACAUGGCGUUGCUAACCUUGGUCCAGAGCAAUGUUGAGCGGAUGAACAAUGUGCAACAUUUAAUACAUCGUCCGUGCACUGUAAUCAUCAACUCAACAAUAAUGAACUCAAUCAAGGAGCAACUAAGUUCUUGUUUCCGAAUUUAUGAGCCAUAUCGAAAGUAUACGCACGACUUUGAUGGCAUGAUCAUGUGCAUCGAACUCAAGGCCUACUCCUUGUUCUCACCGACCACGCAUACCUGGACAUUGUUCGAACAGGAGCAUGAAGAUGUGAUCGUCUCCAAUAGAGGAUUUGCACAUGUGUAUGCUCGUGGUAAUAUCUAUCUGUUUGGAGGAUUCAAGAACGCCACAACAUACUCUCGCUUCUCACUGGCUGAUCGUAAAUGGCAUCAUCAGAACCAAAUGGUUGGCGUGGAUGAUGAUAUGGAAGGUAGAGAGAAUAUAGGAUUGUGCUAUAAUGGCGACCAACUCAUCUAUUUGGUCGGAGGUACAGAGCCGGAUGGCACUCUCUCGAGUCGAAUUGACAGCUUCAACAUUGACACACAGCGGUACACUCAUAUCGGUGACCUGAUCGGUGGGAUCACACAUGCAUUCGUGGCACUUCGAAACAAUGUCCUCCAUUGCAUUCAACUUGCUAGCGAUGAUGACGAUGAUGACGAUGAUGAUAACAUUAAUUAUCAAGAAAUCAUAAUCUACUCAUAUGACUUGAUAACCAACAAGUUGGCUCAAGAGUAUAGAUUUCCUGCCAAGCCAUGCGUAUCUGCUGUCUAUGAUGGCGAUGACAAGUUCCACCUUUUUGCCAAGAUGAGACACCAUCAAGCAAUAACAUGGUGUGGAUCAAUACUAAUGAUGGAGAAAGAUACAUAUAUUAUCUCCAAGGCCAUAAUUGGAAUGAUCGAUUCAGCGUCGAUCGGAAUGAGUGGACCAGUAUCAAUUUUCUAA
Molecule: messenger RNA, 1230 nt
Organism: Acytostelium subglobosum LB1
Lineage: Eukaryota; Evosea; Eumycetozoa; Acytosteliales; Acytosteliaceae
Exons: 2
Coding region: 1-1230 (409 amino acids)
Molecular function (GO): protein binding
Source: RefSeq, a predicted model, not a curated record